Marchantia polymorpha subsp. ruderalis is the source of this 2199-nucleotide messenger RNA. The record is from the annotation of a GenBank genome assembly. NCBI's taxonomy places the organism in Eukaryota, Viridiplantae, Streptophyta, Marchantiopsida, Marchantiales, Marchantiaceae.
CUGCACAGAGCUUGCCUCCUUUGGCCUGCCUGCCUUCGCCGAUAUAACAGGACCGGCUCCGCACACCAUUCAUUGCGAUAUUCCACACACUCUGCGAGCCCCAGAGAAAUAGAAAAGAGAGAGAUAGACAGAAAGCCAGGCAGGAAACGAAGACUGUCGGUACUUCCAUCCCUCGAGAAAUUUGACACUCCAGGUUGACAAUUGAUUUCCCACUUUCCUACUUUUCGACUCGACUCGGAACCAUGAGGUUGAUUCCCAGGAAGAAGAGAAGCUGGUCGGCUGCCACCGUCGUAGUCAGAAUCAUUGAGAGCUUAGCUCGGCGUCUGAGGAUCAAGAAGCGAAAGGAAGAAGGGUCGUACAAAAAGCGCAGCUUACAAGAGAAUCUGCAGAGUAUCGAUUAGCGACAGGCACAGAUCGAUCUGCUUCAGUCCACGCCGAUGACCGAGGGGGAGUUGGCUAAGGGAUUGAUUUGCAGCUCGAUCAAGAUUUGCUGCUUGAGCCAGUCCAAGUCAUGUCGAAUCAAUCCUGCGAGUUCCACCAGAACAGGAAGAAAAUGCGGGCUCCUUGGAUUGGCUAUGGCAGAAUACUGCAGUUAAACGACGGCAAACCAUGUCCUCUCGUCCACGUUGUAACCAUGCUCCUCCCAAAACCCUUCGCCAUGCCCUCAAAUAUUCAGCACUAGUCCACACUCCCACAAACAGGACUUCUACUGAGAGUUCCCAACGCAUCAAUCCCCCACCAUGGUCGUCCCUGUGGCCAUGCAAGCCGUCCAGACUUAAGGGCCCCUCGACGCUCUUCUAUGUUACUUUUAGAUCAGAGGUUUGGUUCUGUCCGGUGGUUUCAUGGCUCAAAGGGACGAACAAGAAGCUGAGGAAUGAUUCAUCCUCGACGCUUCUCGAGUGUUUCGGGAUCCUGCACUCUUGCCUCCAGCGACAUGAGAUGUGGCAGCAGACGAUGACGAUCAGAUCCAACGCAGUCCAUUUCGGUCGUUGCAGUGAGACCAAUUCUUAAUCUGAUUCAGCUGUUUUCCAUUCUCUUCUAUUCCUCCCACGCCGCCGCCUUUUGGUCCUCCCUUUCCGACAUCAAUUCUUUGAUUCACUCUGAUCGAGGGGAUCGACAUUCCUCCAUCCAAUCCUUCACUCUCGAUUACUCAAUUCAUUCCCCACUCAAAGCUCGUUCACAAAUUCGUGAGUUCACUUUCGAUUUCAGCCUUCUUCUCUUCCAUCCACUCUGACACCAUCUCUGUACAGUCUGCCACAUUAAAUAUACUAUCAGUCCGUCCUUGUCCGCCCACUCGUCACUGGAGCAUGCAAAUGUGGAUAUCAUUGCAUUGACCUGUCGACCUGUCGCGGCAAUCAGCUUCUUCUAGUUGGAAACUCAGGUUCUCCGAAGUUCUGGUCCAUCUAUGAGAAAGGAAGGCGAACUGGAACCGGAGGACGUAGAUGCUCAAGAUGUAGAAAGAACAAAAUUGCUUCGACAUCUCUCUUGCAAUGUAUGACCGACUGACUACAUAUGCCAAACAACUCGCGCACUCCUUUUCAAGACCUGCAUGACUGCAGUUCGAAGCUUGGGUGGCAUCGAUCGACUGAACUCUUCUACUCCAUCGUACCUUCCUCCAAUGGCGGUGCAGUCCAAUCGCAUCCACUGGUUGAAGAAGACAAAGAAGAAGAAGAAGAAGAAUUGGAAGGGCCAAUUUUCAAUGGACCUUCCGGAUCAUUUCGAGCGAUGCUUGAGGGCGUUUCAGAUGGACUCUGAAUGGAUGACCCGAUUAUUUUAUUCAGGAAUGGAUUAGAGACAUCAGAUUCACUCUGAGCUCCUUCGUCCCCAUUUAGACAAAAUCAUAUGCAGAUAACUUCUUUGAGAUCCUUCUCGAUAGUUGACAGUUCUGAGCUGCAGAUGCUGAGAAGCACGUCCUUAUUCCCCAGUACAUUUGGUUUCACCAAGAAACUGACCUGCAGUGGCUGGAGUUCAAUCAUCCCAUCCAUCAUUGCAGAUCAGCUCCUCGGAAGAUCAGGCAGCAGACGAAGGAUCACAAUCGAGUGGGACCAUAAUAGUACUUGUAAUUACUGUACAGAAGUAGUACCAGGCUUCUUUUUUCUAGUUCUAAGCACAAUAAAGCACAGUCUGUAGACUGAUGCGUGUACAUAGAUUCAAUUAUGAAAGAACAAACACGGUGGAAUGGGUACAUGCCCAAUUUCC